UAUUUUUGAAAUGAAGCAUUGCUAAGUUUGGGUUUUGUGUUGAAGUGAAGUGCGUUGACAAAUUUUUUAUGCAAAUUGAAUUUAAAAUGUUAUUGUUUAAUGAAAAAGAACAGAAAGUUAUUAAGAAGUUUAACUAAAAUAUACUAAAAGUCAGCUAUUAAUUCGUUAAGGAUUACUUGUAUUCUGAGUGCCAUAAAAGACAUCAAUCAACAUGAUAAACUAUUUAUUGGAUAAAAUGAAUAUUCUUUUGCUUCUGUGGUUAGUACUUAAUAUUUGCAAUGCAACGGGCUCCUCUGCAAAUUUUAGGUAUUUGCAACCAACGUUAACUGAAAAUGAUGAUGACUAUUUGUUACCAAAAGAAAAUGUAUUAGAAAAAUCAUAUCAUGGGUUAAUUCGUGAAAAUGAAACUUUAGUAGAAAUAACUCCACUUAUUAAAGUAGAUGAGGAGAAAAUUUGUAAUUUUCGGAUAGUAAAGAAGCCAUAUCAUGAAAUUCCCUUUCAGAUUGCCAUGGUAAACAAUUUGGGCAUAAUUAAAGCACGGCGCACACUAAAUUGCGAAAGACGGAAAAGUUAUCAUUUUGAAAUAAUUGCUUUAUUUUGCGAUGGCACACAUUCAGCCUCUUCGAAUGUUCAUAUUACUGUUGUUGACAUAAAUGAAUACUCUCCCACAUUUAUUCAGCCAUCUUAUGUAAUUGAGGUAGAGGAGGGUAAACUUUAUAAAGAAAUUAUUCGGGUUGAAGCUAUAGAUAAAGAUUGUACCCCAAUUUUUGGUGAUGUAUGCAAAUAUGAGAUUUUAAACAAUGAUCAACCAUUUAUAAUUGAUAACGAAGGUUCAAUAAGAAAUAUUGAGCCGUUGUCCCAUAAAGUAUCACAUAACCACAUAUUAUCUGUAGUUGCAUAUGAUUGCGCAAUGAAAGAGUCAUCUCCAAUUAUGGUGAGCAUAAAAGUUAAACGUGUUUGUGAAGCAAAGUUUUUAGGCAUUCCAGAGAGAAUAGACUACACUACAUCGACAACAGAAAUUCUGCCAUUAUUUCCAAACGCGCAUUUGGAUCUUUGCGAUCUUAACUGCAAUGAUAUCGAUAUUGAUAUACAUAUGUCAAUUGCUUUGAAAACUAAGCACAUUUCUUUCGGGUGUGAUCGUGACUUAACGAAUUGCUCCAAUGAUGUCUCACUUGUUGACCUUCUUCCGAAAGGUGUAGAAUGGACUAAAGAACUUAGUUACGAUGAAGGCCUUGAACCUUUGUUUCAGUUUGACGGUGCAUCAGGUGUUAUUAUUCCAAUUACUUCUGUUGCUCAACAUGAUUUUUCGGCGCAACCUUUUAGUAUUGUUACAAUAUUUCGGCAUUAUAGUUUGUCAACACAAAAUAAACACUCUAAAGAGCAUAUCAUAUGCAGUGCUGAUGACCAUAAAAUGAACAGACAUCAUAUGGCAUUAUUUAUUCGUAAUUGUCGGUUAAUUUUACUAUUACGCAGGAACUUUAACGAUGGUAAUUUAAAUAUAUUUAGUCCUGCUGAAUGGCGUUGGAAAAUACCACAAGUUUGUGAUAAUGAAUGGCAUCAUUAUAUCCUAAAUGUUGAUCCAUCAAAAGCAAAAAUCGAAUUAUUUAUUGAUGGUACACAUUUUGAAACCGCAAUCGAAGAUCGCCAUACUAACCCUGAGGUUAUUGAUGAUUGGCCAUUACACGCAGCUCAUGGGGUUAACACAACAUUGGCAGUGGGUGCUUGUUAUCAAAGUUCAGAGAACAGACUAAAACAUGGAUUCAUUGGUGAUAUUUCAGAAAUAAAACUGUCAUUAAAUUCUGUUCUUUCAACCGAUGAUAUAAAAUGUGGAACUAAUUGUGCUGAGCAUUUAGUUCCACCUCCAGAAAGUUUACUUGAAGCUGAUUCACAAGUGCAAACCAAUGCACAACUUAAUGAAAUAUAUAUUGAAGGUCACAAUAAGAUGAAUGUGGAAAAACUAAUUCAACGUAUACAUUAUAUUAAUACGAAGGAAUAUCCAACAAUUGGAAGGAGAAAUAUUGAAUUGCACACAACGGUGACCUGUUUCAAUCAAACUUCAAUACGCCUUCCAACUGUUGAAACUUAUAUUAUGGUGAAUGAACCAAGUCCAAUAUCACCAAUAAACAGCAUAAAUGAAAUUAAUAAUAUAACAACAAUUGGGGUUAAUACAUCACCUAAAAAAGAAACUACGAAAAAACAUGAUGUAAUACUUGAUGCGAAGAAUUCUAUGCUUGGAGUAGUAAAUACGGAAAAAUCAAGAUUAAUUAUAAGCGGUAACAACAAUAAUCUGGUUUCGUAUCCUGAAAUAAAGAGUGGGGUACAUAUUUUAGGACACAUAAAUAUCACUGUUGCGAAGUUAUCUCAAAUUGAAUUAGAGUUACAAAAACUUGAUUCUUGUAGUGUUGUUGUGUUUCCGUCGCUUAAUCCGGAUCACGAAGAAAUUCAAGUUGAUGGGGAUGAAUCAUUGUCAUCAACUCUUGACAUUAAAACAAAUAUUAAUAAAGACGGUGUGGAAAUGAUUGGCAAAGAUACAAUUACCAAUUAUAUGGAUGUGUUAAAAGCACUUGUUUAUAGCAACAAAAAGCCCGCUUACUAUCUUAAUAGGGUUUUUAAGCUAACGUGUAUUCAAAUUACAUCUGAAUAUAAAAGCGCUGAAUACACCCUCACCCUCACUGUUCUGCAUCCGAAACAAUCUGUGGUAAAGAGCACUUACUCGCCGGUUAUUGUGGACAGGACUCUGUAUGAACCAAAUCUGAUUAAACCAAAUCCAGUUACUACAUCAUCCGAUAAUAUAGCUUUUGCUCAUGCAAUGGUGCAUACACAUGAUGUACAGGAACCAAGAUCAAAAAUUCAUUCUAUUGUUUAUAAAGAAGGUUCACAUCCUACCGUGUUAAUUAUAUUAAUUUGCGUAUUUCUUGUUGUUUUACUUUGUGGAAUAUCAAUUGCACGACUGAAGAAUAACAGCAACCAUAAAUAUGCCGGAAGAGAUCAACCGUGUCCGAAGAUAGCUGAUGAAAGUUUAGUUUGGGAUGAUUCAGCAUUGACCAUUACCAUAAAUCCCAUGCAGACUGAUGCAUUAUCUGAGGACAGCUCAGAUUCAGAAAAUUCAGAAACAGACGACGAAGAAGUUGUCAAAGGAGGCUUUUCAAAUGUAAAUCAGUUAGAGUGGGACAACACAAGUAUGUUUACUUCGAAUGUUAAUUAAUUAUAUCAAAUAAGUUUAAAAAGUAAAUAUUAUAUGAAAAGAUAUACAUAUUAAUAAAACUUAAAAUUUACUUUAAAAAUUAUAAGAUUAAAUUACAUUGAGUAUCAAAGUAUCAAUAUGACAUGGAAUGGUUUAAAUACUAAUAUAUUAAUGACAUUUAUAAUAAUAAUAAAUUUCUCUUUUAAAGUAGAAAA
Teleopsis dalmanni is the source of this 3399-nucleotide messenger RNA. RefSeq names its product calsyntenin-1 (gene Cals). Bases 212 to 3205 code for a protein of 997 amino acids. The transcript is spliced from 12 exons. The record is from RefSeq and is a predicted model, not a curated record. Gene Ontology annotation, molecular function: amyloid-beta binding; X11-like protein binding; calcium ion binding. Gene Ontology annotation, biological process: positive regulation of synapse assembly; positive regulation of synaptic transmission; homophilic cell-cell adhesion. Gene Ontology annotation, cellular component: cell surface; postsynaptic membrane. Lineage: Eukaryota; Metazoa; Arthropoda; Insecta; Diptera; Diopsidae.